This is a messenger RNA of Emiliania huxleyi CCMP1516, 858 nucleotides long. RefSeq lists its product as hypothetical. The coding region runs from base 1 to 858 and encodes 285 amino acids. The transcript has 5 exons. NCBI's taxonomy places the organism in Eukaryota, Haptophyta, Isochrysidales, Noelaerhabdaceae. The record is from RefSeq and is a predicted model, not a curated record.
AUGCCAAGCAGACUCGCCGCGGCGUGCGCGAGCGCUGCCAUUGUUGACACACGCACGCCCGCAUCCUACGUUUCGGCGCACCUAUCCGGUUCCUCCUCCUUCCCGCUCGCCGAACUGCCGGAGCGGAGCGGAGAGCUGCCGCCCGCGACCGCAGGCGGCGUGUGGGUGCUGGCAGAGGCGGACGAGCUCACGGCGUCGCUAGCCUUUCUCGGCGGCGGCGGUGGCGGCGCCAAGGCGGCCGGCUGGCGCAUCCUCGGCUCGCUGACCUCGACGGCCGCGCUGUGGGACGCCGCGGCGGCGGCAGGGCUGGUUGAGCGUGGGGCGGUGUCGCGGCGCCUCUGGUCGCCCUCUCCGCACCUGCCUCGCGUCGCGAGCCUGCUCGAGUCUGCUGAGGCUGUGGCGGGCGAGGCUGCGGAGGAUGCAGUGGCGGAGGCGCAGGCAGAGGCGGCGGCGGUGGCGGUGGCGGAGGCGGAGGCGGAGGCGGAGGCGGAGGCGGAGGCGGAGGUGAGGGAGGCGGCGAGUACGGCGGCGAUGGCGGAGGAGGUGGCGGAGGAGGUGGCGGUGGCGGUGGCAGAGGCCGCCGCACCGCCCCGUGCAGUCGACCUCGGCUGCGGCAAGGGCCGCGACGCCGUCUACUUGGCGUCGCGCGGCUGGAGCGCGCCUCCGCUGCAGCUGGUGUCGCUCGCGCGCUUCCUGAGCCGCUCACUCCUGGACGAGGUGGUCGCGCUGAUGCCGCUCGGCUGCUGCGUCGCGGGCGGCAACCCGGACUCGUGCGGCCUCGCGGCUGGCGAGCUCGCGGCGAGGCUAGCCACCGUCGUGGCAAUGCCAAUGGGCAAGAAGGGAGUCGGAUUUGGCUGA